Messenger RNA from Cryptococcus wingfieldii CBS 7118, 948 nucleotides. RefSeq names its product phosphatase. The coding region runs from base 1 to 948 and encodes 315 amino acids. Gene Ontology annotation, molecular function: sugar-phosphatase activity; beta-phosphoglucomutase activity. Lineage: Eukaryota; Fungi; Basidiomycota; Tremellomycetes; Tremellales; Cryptococcaceae. The transcript has 3 exons. The record is from RefSeq and is a predicted model, not a curated record.
AUGUCCACCGCCACCGCCACAAACCCCGACUACCAGACAAAAGUCUUCACCGCCGACGGCAUCCUCUUCGACAUGGACGGCACUCUGACCGACAGUAUCGCUGCUGUCGAGGCCGCCUGGACCGCCAAGGCUGAAGAGCUCGGCCUCGAGCCCGAGGACGUCAUCAAGGCCACCCACGGCCGUCGUGCCAGUGACAACCUCCAGGACCUCGUCCCCGGUCUCCGCCAAGAGCACAUUGACCGAGAAGUCGAAAAGUUUGAGCGAUCCAUUCUCGAGUUUGCCGACACCCCUCCCCGUCGUCGGAGCUCGUCAUCGUCUUCUCGAUCCUCCCAUUCUCGCUCCAUGUCCAACUCGAUAUCCCUCUCCCCCCUGACGCCCAUGACCAACGGCACUCCCGCCAACGGUCGCGCCGCGCCCAACACUGUCCAGCCCCUCAACCUUUCCGACCUCGAGCCCAAGGCAGGUGCUUCCCAGCUCGAGGAGGAUGUCUUUGAGGACGAGCUCGACGAGGCUGUAGAUAUGAGCGUCCGCAUCUUGCCUGGUGUCAGCGAGCUUAUCAAGUCUCUACCCGGAGACAAGUAUGCCGUUGCCACGUCUGGUGCCAAGACCUACUGCCACGGCUGUCUCGAGAGAACUGGCAUCACCAUUCCCAAAGUCUGCGUGACAGCCGACGACCCCCGUCUUCUCCGAGGCAAGCCUUUCCCCGACCCAUUCCUCCUGGCCGCCUCCGACCUUGGUAUCGACCCCACCCGUGCCGUCAUCUUUGAAGACUCUCCCUCUGGUAUCCUCGCUGCCAUCCGUGCCGGCUCUACCGUCAUCGCCGUGUGUACCUCCCACAAACGCGAGCAGAUCUCCCACCUGGGUGCCCACUUUGUCGUCGAUACCAUGGACCAGGUCGGCGUCAAGGUGUUGGAGGACGGACAGCUAGAGUUUACCGUCAAGCACUAG